This is a messenger RNA of Bubalus bubalis (water buffalo), 4112 nucleotides long. It is a transcript of the gene TEKTIP1, whose product is annotated as chromosome 9 C19orf71 homolog. Lineage: Eukaryota; Metazoa; Chordata; Mammalia; Artiodactyla; Bovidae. Bases 2721 to 3641 code for a protein of 306 amino acids. The record is from RefSeq and is a predicted model, not a curated record. The transcript has 4 exons.
CACUGCCUCGUCAGGGCUGCAUGCUAUGCCCAGAAGCAUGUGCCCGCCGCCGCCCACGCCUGCCGCAGGACAGGACAGCUGGACGCCACGCCCGUCAGCCAAGAGGGAUCACAGGGACGUACCCUCUUGAAGGGGGUCUCUGCAGCCGCCUCUGCUCUCCCGGACCCGGCCGCCCCCCACUGACUCUGAGUGCACGACAUUGGGAGCAGGCUCCAGGCAGGCUACAUGCCGGAGGUCAUCUCGAGGUGGACUUGUUAUCUGAGGAGAACUCUAGGGGGAUCUGUCCACUGUCAUGUGUUCACCCCAGUUGAGCCCUCCUUGUUGCUCACGGGGUCACAGGCAACUGUGAUUCUUGGCGCUUGCAGGGUGACCAGUCAGGGUAGCCUGAGGGCAGAAUCGAUCCCAAGGGUCAGGUCCUGUGGGUGCCUGGCCCUCCCCUUCCUUCCAGGCUACCCUAGUGGGUCCUGUCUGCGCCUUCAGCCAGGGCAGGGCGCACCCCAGGGUCCCCCACGAGUUUCUGAGCUUCCCCUGGCUCUGGGCCCACCUCCCUGUCAUGCUCCACCCUGUUUCCGCUGCACCUGGAGGAGACGGGGGAGGGAGGCUAGGCAGCUGUGACCAGGGGCCCGAGCAUGCCUCCCUCUCCCCUUCUGAGGCGGGAGGACAUGGACGGGUGUGGACAGGGUGGGGCGGGCCCCGCAGGAGCCCUGCUCUUGGUUCUGAGUACCUUUGCCCCUCAGCAGCCAGCGUGUGCAUGUGUACAUACGUAUUUGUGACUUUCCUUUGGAUUUGUUUUUGUGUUUCUGUAAAUCGGUCCCCAAAUGUUAAGGCUCGCUGGCAGGGAGCAGUGACCCGCCCCCACCCCUGGGGAAAACGGGUCACAGCUCUUAAAGCCCUAGCAUUCAGAGGGUGGGCGGGUGUCUGAACUUAGGGAAGGGUGGGCCUGCCCCAAGCUGCUUGCAGGGGGCAGAGGGACAGUGUGUACAGACAUGUGUAUGCCCAUUGGUCCAGGUCUUAUUUUUGUUGGAGUCUUUUUUUUUUUUUUUUAAAUAAGAAAACAGUCCUGUGUCUACCGCACCCAGCCUGGCUCUACUUGUGGGCCCCGCACCUGAGGGCACAGACAGGGUAGAAAUGAUGAAGCAUGUGUUGUCUUCCAAUGCAUGGCAGGGCUGGGCAUGGGAGCGGGCGGCUGGUGGGAGAGCCAACCACGUGGUCAUGCCCAGUGGGGCUGUCAGUCUGUCGAUGUGUUUGGCUCUGGUGGUCUGCACUCUGUGUAACCCCAGAGCAGCCUGAAUGUCACAAGCAGGCGGCGACAGGCUGAGGAGGCCACUUGCAGGUGGUCAACAGGGAGUGCCAGUGUCCCUGAAUGCCUGGAUCCCUGAUCCCUUGCAGCCCAGCUGUGGCAGGUUCUGUUGGAGUGAGAGGGUGGACCCAGGGGUGGUGGUGUGAGUACCCAGCAAGGCCUGGCUCAGUGCCCUGGGCUUGGGGAGGAGGCUAGGACUUGUUUCCAUUGCUCCUAGACUGACAAAGGGGAAAGGUGUUAGUGACAGCUGAGGGUGAGAUGGGGAGGAAAGCAGCCAGGCUGGAGGGGCGCGACACUGGAUGGGCCCCCCAGGGGGUCCUAGAAGAAAUUAGGUGAGGCCCCUGCAGUGAGCAGAUGCCCACAACUGGUGGUACAUCCUGUGAAGAUCCUUGUCCUGGGCAGCGGGGACGAGGGAGGCCAGAGUCCAGACUUGCCCUUGAGCAGCUUCUGUCGUGCAGGUGAGUGGAUAGUAAAGUGUUAAAGUGCAUGUGGCAGGCACAGCGUGAAGAGGGGGUGGGGGGCUUGGGAAGAGGCAGCUCUGAGCCCAGGGCUGAGGUGAGAGCAAGGGUCCAGUUUGGGGCACAGACAACAGCUGGGCUGAGGUGGUGCCCCAAUCUGUGGGCAUAGCUGUGCAAAGGCCCUGGGGCAGGACCAUGUUGGAGGAACGGAGGGAGACCUGUGUGUGUGGAGCAGAAUGAGCAAGGGGGAGAGGGAGGAGGGGAAGGAAGGGAAGGGACGGGGGAGGUCAGGCAGGGCCUGGUGGGCCGAGGAGAGGAUUUGGGCCUUUACCCCCAGGGAGGAAGAACAGGACCAGGUGGCUGUGUGGAGACCUGGACACAGGUGGGAAGGGACCAGGGAGGAGGCUGUGCCCUGGCAGGUGCUGGCAGGACUACGGCCACAAGCCACUGGAGAUGGUGAAAGACAGCCAGGUUCUAGAUUUGUUAAUUUUUUUGCAUGUGGUGAAAUGUGCAUAACAUAUUAAGGUGUACAAUUCAGUAUGUUUUUAGUAUGUAUACUGUGUUGUGCUACCAUCAUCACUGUUCAGUUCCAGAAUUUUCCAUUCCUGAAAAGAAGCCCCAUCCCCAUCAGCAGUCACCCCCCCCUUCCCCCUCCCCAGUCCCUGACCACCAGGAACCCACUCUGUGUGUCUGCGGAUCGGCCUGUUCUGGACGUUUCCCAUCAGUGGAGUCACACCCAGUGUGCCCUUCUGUGUCUGCCUCUCUCACUGAGCGUCGUGUUUUCAGGGUCGUGUCAGUGUAUCACUCCAUUCUGUGUUGAGAAAUGUUCCCCAGCACGGAGGGACCCUGCUUGGGGUCUGUUCUGCAGUUGGUGGGUGUUUGGGUUGCUUCCACUCUGGCUGUGGUGGUGUGGGCUAUUGUGAACACGUGUGUGCAGACUCUCAAACUGGGUUAAGGACUCGAUGCGGGGAGAAGGUGGAGCUGAGAUUGUGGAAGGGAAAUUCAGAAAGUUGGUUCUGUUCCAAGAUGCCCCUGUGGGGGUGUUGGGGGACAGAAAAGAGGCGGGUGGACUGAGCCCCAGGCUGGCCCCACCCAGGAGCUCCAACGCGGGCCCCUCUCCUGAGGGAGGGAGGCAGUGGCUUGGAUGGGGGCCAGUAGGUCCAGCUGUUGCCAGGACGCUGGGGUGGCCUUUGUUGCUGUCAACAAUGGCCCCACAGGACUUGGAGGCAGGAGCCCCCAGGCACGCAGAGGCAGACAUGCAGACCCUGAGGCGGCAGGCUGCCUGGCCCUGUGUCCGCCGGGGAACCCUGGAAGUGGAUUUCCCUCCGCCUCUCUACAGCGAUGACUACCUGUCCCAGGAGGGGCCCCGCUGGACUCCGGCCAUCAGACAGGCCGCGCGCUGGAAGUACACGCCCAUGGGACGCGACGCGGCCGGCCAGCUGUGGUACACGGGCCUGACCAACUCGGACUCCCGGGAAGCCUGGUACACGCUCCCGCGGGCUCCGGACAGCCCGUACCGUGAGGCUUAUGCCCGCUGGCACGGGUGCUAUGGCCACCAGGAGCGCAGCCUGCCCUCGGCCUACACCCAGCGUCUGCGAGAGACGGCCUGGUACGACCCCAUCAUCCCCGCCCAGUACACAGACCCCAGCACUCGGUGGGGAAGCGUGCUGUGGAAGGACAGGCCCAUCAGGGGCAAAGAAUUUGCCAUCAACAGGCACCGUUUCGGGGUGGAACCGCUAUGGCGGGCGUCUGACUACGUGCGGUACUUGUCAGCGCCCCAGCGCCCGCGCUACACCGCCCAGAACUACCGGCAGUGGGGCCUGGAACCCUACUGUCCCGCCACCAACCAGCGGCCCCCGCCCGUCUAUACACCCAGUCACUGAUAAAGAUCGUGCUGCUGCCCGAGGCGGCUCUGCAGGGGCGCAGGCGCCACCACUCCCACCCGCCCUGGGCGUCCGUCCACCUCUGGGGCCGGGGCCUGGGGGCAGUCAGAUAAAGGGAGACCCUGGUGACCAAACUCGAGGCAGGGGCAGACAGACGCCCACUCCGGCCCCGCCCUGGGCCGCAGGCAAACCGCCAAGGCAGAGUCCUGGCCCCAGGCAGCUCUUUAUUCACGGUCAGCAGUGGCCUGGGCGCAGGGGAUUGCACUCGGGGACCCCAGCCAGGCACGCUGAUCCUCGCCGCCUCCACGGCCAGGGUUUGGGCCCGGCCGCCCAACCCCGAGGUUGGGGCUCCUGGCAGGCUCAGCGACAGCUCUGUCCUCCAGGGCCUUCCAGCACCCAGGAAACCCUUGGCUGGCCAGGGCUGAGCUCCGUGCAGCCCCUGGACCCAGGACCCUCAUAUCCGGCCCCACA